Molecule: messenger RNA, 3493 nt
Organism: Asparagus officinalis (garden asparagus)
Lineage: Eukaryota; Viridiplantae; Streptophyta; Magnoliopsida; Asparagales; Asparagaceae
Exons: 14
Coding region: 141-3122 (993 amino acids)
Biological process (GO): protection from non-homologous end joining at telomere; interstrand cross-link repair; double-strand break repair via nonhomologous end joining
Molecular function (GO): protein binding; 5'-3' DNA exonuclease activity; damaged DNA binding
Source: RefSeq, a predicted model, not a curated record
CUCCUUCACAAAAUGGGCGGCCAAGAUGUAAACACUUGAUCCCGAAAUUUCACCGGCGGUGGCCAGAUACCAUACGCCUCCUCACUUCACUCCCUCGCCUCUUCAAGCAGCUCGUAAUCUCUUUGGAUCCGAAACCCGCUAUGAAAUCAAGAGCACCCGAUUCCCUAAACGUUCCAAUGUCGACCGAGGACGAUGACGACGACUUCCAAAACCCUAGCCAAGCCGUCGCCGUUGCCCAAAAUCUCAUCUUGUCGUCCCUUCGAAACCCUAAUUUCUCCCAACCGUUGAGGCCUUCGAACGGAGCGCCGCCGCCUCGAAAGAGGCAGAAACCCUCGGUUUCAAAUGGAAAGGAGAAUCGAAGAGCUAGGCGGGUAUCAAAGUCCGAUUCUUCUAGGGUUUCUAAUGUGCGCGGUCUUGAGAUUUCUAAAUUUAGCAAAGAGAACGGGCUUAGCGAUGAGACAUUAAUGCAAAAUUCUAGGGUUUCUCAUGAGAGCAAGGAAGUGGGAGACGAGAAGUGUCAGCUUCUGGGGCCAAUUGGAUCUGGGUUAGGGUUAACCCAGUCUAGCCCUUCUUCUGAUAUAUGCGUUUCCUCUACUUUUGAGCUAACAGGUCCUGCUGCUAUUGAGUCCAAGGAGAGGGAUGAGGUCAAGGAGGACAUUUUAAGGUCAGAAGAAUUGAAGACCAUGGAGAAUUGUGAAAAUGUGCAGUUUGACAUCAACACACACUCUCCUCUUGAGGUGGUCAGCAGUUUGAAAGAAGAAAGAGGAAGCUCUUCCUCAAUGUCAAUCGAGUCGAGGCUGCUGGAAUCGAAAGCUAAGUUGUGUUCAACAGAUGCUGGAGAUGCUUUUAGCAAUGCUGAGUUGAGACAGAAGGAGAAAGAUCCCAAAUCAAUGGAAUAUUUUGAGGGGUGUCAGGAUAAAAUGUGUUCAAAGAUAGGAAAGGCUAGUUAUUACUCUAUGUCAGUUGAAUCUAGGUUGUUGGGGUCGAGGGUGAAGUGUGAUUCAUCUGAUGCUGUAGAUAGUCAUAGGGAUUUGGAGCUGGGGACUCAGCUUAAUGUGUUAAUGGAUCUUUGUUGUGAAAUUGGAGAAGGUGGCUCAAGUGUUAGUGAUUUCUCAUUUGAAAGGAAUGGUUUAUACAACGAUACAUUUGAGAUGGACAAGGAUGGGUUAGUGGAAUGUCCCUUAUGCGGCGCUAAUAUCACUUAUUUGAGCGAAGAGCAGCGACAAGUUCACACAAAUGAUUGCCUUGACAAAGCUAUGACAACUGAGAAAGAAUGUGCUCUUUACAGAAAGCUCUUUGAGAAGCCUGUUAGACAGUUUUCCUAUUCUGGGUUGCCUUUACCUAUUGCAGUAAAAGGAGAGACUUCAUUGUUUCAUUAUGCUUUGUUCCUGGCUGCUGAAAUAAAUAAAACUGACUCUCCUCAACAAGUUCCCGAUGUCAAUCCUGUUCUCGAAUGGCUACGGACAUUGGGUCUCUCUAGAUAUGAAGAAGCUUUUAUCAAGGAGGAGGUUGAUUGGGAGACCCUUCAAUGGCUAACUGAAGAGGAUCUUCUCAGUAUAGGGAUUGUAGCACUUGGACCGAGAAAAAAAAUUGUACAUGCACUCAAUGAGCUCCGGAAAAAGAAUAAUCAUGGCUAUGGCAUAGAAAGAGACAACUGCAUCACGACAAUUGAUGAGAAAACAAAAUCAUCGAUACCUGGGAACAAGUUAAUUACGGAAUUUUUUCAAGGUCCUGCUAGCAGUAGGGGACCUUGCAAGCUCAGCGAUGCUCCGCAUGGGGUAGAGAAAACCAGUAGGGGUUCAGUUCGUAAGAGGGCUGGCCCUAGAAGUCACGUCAACAUGGGAAAACAUAGAGAUAUACCCCCAUGGUGUACCAUAGCAGGAACAUCAUUUCGAGUGGUUGACUGCUGUAUCACGCAUGAAGAGGACUCUGCCAAGGAUAUCUAUAGAAAUAUGAAAGUAAUCGGAGGCUGCCAAAGCAGGGAUCCAACUAAAUUUGUCGCUGCAUGUUUAUACCUAGCAUGCAAAGCGGACGAGGCACCUCGAACAUUGAGGGUGUUGCUUGUAUUGGAGAUGGGGGAAGCUACAGAUAAUAACAUCGCCCAGGAGAGCCAAUUUAUCCCUGAUCAGUUAAAGGAUGCUGGUGAGCCAAUGGACGCCUUCCGUUUUCUAAGAGCAGAUUGUUCUCACUGGUUUCUGACACAUUUCCAUAUGGAUCAUUAUCAAGGUCUUACAAAAAACUUUUGCCAUGGAAAGAUAUACUGUUCUGCUAUUACAGCACACCUUGUGAAUAUGAAGAUUGGUGUACCAUGGGAAAGGCUUCAAAUAUUACCCCUAAACCAAAAAAUUACGGUUUCUGGUGUUAACUUGACUUGCUUAGAUGCGAAUCACUGUCCCGGAUCAAUUAUUAUUCUUUUUGAGCCACCCAAUGGUAAGGCUGUUCUGCACACUGGGGAUUUCCGGUUUUCUGCAGAAAUGGCAAGCUCAGCUGUUUUGCAGUCAUGUCAUAUCCACACACUUGUCCUUGACACUACCUACUGUAAUCCACAGUAUGAUUUUCCAAAGCAACAUGCUGUAAUUCAAUUUGUCAUCGAAGCUAUUCAAGCAGAAGCUUUUAACCCAAAAACUCUCUUUCUGAUCGGUACAUAUACUAUUGGAAAAGAGAGGCUGUUCCUGGAGGUUGCUCGACUACUAAAAAAGAAAGUUUAUGUUGGGGCUGCUAAGCUGCGCUUGCUUAGAUGCUUGCAGCUUCCUGAGGAGGACAUGCAAUGGUUUACAGCAAAUGAGAAAGAAAGCCACAUUCAUGUCGUUCCCAUGUGGACAAUAGCAAGCUUUAAACGGAUGAAGCAUUUAUCUCACCAGUACUCUGGUCACUUCAACCUAAUAGUGGCAUUCUCUCCAACUGGUUGGACAUUUGGAAAAGGAAAGAAGAAGACUCCUGGGAGAAGAUGGCAGCAGGGUACCAUCAUCAGGUAUGAAGUCCCAUAUAGUGAACACUGCAGCUUCACAGAACUGAGAGAGUUUGUUCAAUUUAUAUCUCCAGAGCACAUAAUCCCCAGCGUAAACAACCAAGGUCCUGAAUCUGCAGAUGCCAUGAUUGCUCUCCUAACGUCCGAUCGAUAAAACCCAGCGAAUUUUUUCUCUUAUGAGCCCAGGUCUUGCUCAUGUUUCAAGUGCAUUGAAACUAAUACUUGUGAAAGUUCAGAGAACAAAGAAGUCAAUUGUAACGAAACCGGAGAGAGCAGAAUGAGUUCCUAACUGAGUUUUAUGACAGCUUUGAAGAAGUGAAAGGCUUGAGCAGUAAUUUAAGUUAAGCCUUGUUGUAUAUUCAUCAUAAUUUAUGUGCAAUUUGUGGCUCUAUACUUAAAUAUUCUUGUCAUGCAUAUAUAUGCCUCGUGCAAUUUUUAUGUAAACAUUGUUUAGCAUUACUCUGUAUAAUGCUCGAAUGUUUAUGUAGUUACAAAAAGGUUUCUUAUUCUUGCUUGUUGAGUUCA